Molecule: messenger RNA, 762 nt
Organism: Durusdinium trenchii
Lineage: Eukaryota; Dinophyceae; Suessiales; Symbiodiniaceae
Source: the annotation of a GenBank genome assembly
AUGGCAUCAGUCGUUUUGCUGUAUCCACUGGAUCAAGCAGGUGUCAUCUCACAAGCAAGCGGUGAACAUGCCAGCCUCUUCUCCCUCUUUAUGGAAGACUUAUUUCGAGGACUGGGCAGUCAACUGCAGGCGACCGGCUUUUCCUAUUUCGUGUAUUUUGGUGUCUACACUUCCCUGAAGACUCGCUUCCGUAGACCGCAGUUGCCACAAAGCCUUGCAGAUCUCCUGGCAGCUAGUCUUGCUGGCAUGCUGGGUGUUAUGCUCAGCAACCCUCUUUGGGUAGCCACAACUCGCUUGAAAAUUGGCAAGGCGACCGGCGCAGGCCUGUGGGAGGAGAUUGCCUACAUCAUUGUUGAGGAGGGCACUGGAGCUUUGUGGAAUGGAGUAUCUUCUUCAAUACUCUUGGUGGCAAAUCCAGCGAUCCAGUUUGUGAUCUACGACCUGUUAAAGCGGAAUGUUUGCAAACAGCCAGCACCUACAGCGUUGGAAGCUUUCUUGGCGGGUGCGGUGGCCAAGUCAUGUGCCACCUGUACCACGUAUCCAUUGCAAGUAGCACAGACUCGACAGCGCGUAAAUCGACAUGCCAAAGGGAUGUCUGACAGCAUCAUCGACUGUCUCUUGGAAGUGGUCGUGGUCAGCGGUGCUUUGGCAACAAGUUUGCUCUUGAGCUCUGGCUUUGAGCUUUGGGCUGGGUUGAUUAGCAGGGUCGAAUCUGGGGGAAGGCUAAUGGUCCUUACUCGCCACCAAGCUGAAGCAGGGUAG